Messenger RNA from Stylophora pistillata, 4861 nucleotides. Its product is annotated as endoplasmic reticulum aminopeptidase 1. Lineage: Eukaryota; Metazoa; Cnidaria; Anthozoa; Scleractinia; Pocilloporidae. Gene Ontology annotation, cellular component: cytoplasm; membrane. Gene Ontology annotation, biological process: peptide catabolic process; proteolysis. The record is from RefSeq and is a predicted model, not a curated record. Gene Ontology annotation, molecular function: peptide binding; metalloaminopeptidase activity; zinc ion binding.
CCUAAAAUUCAUUGUCCCUGACAUUUUUCAUUGUGAUUUUUCUCAAUGGUGUUACAAUGCAAAAGGGCUCUGGUGAUAAAAUUUUUGUUGUGGUUUAGUUUCGAAGGUCUUCUCUGCCUUGAGGCUUAUCCACUUUUGGUCGAGUUCAGAAGAACAUGAGGUCAUCUAGACUGGUCAUGGACGCGCUUGUCCUCGGUAGCAUUACCGCUGCUUCACCUUUACUUGCGGAAGACUGCGGGCCUAUUCACUAGUUCGUUAUGUUAAAUACGGGAAUAGCUGGCUUUUGGCCAGGAAAAUGACAGCAAUACGUUUUCAACGAUGACGUGAGAAAAGUUAGGUGCGAAAAACGAAAAUGUGUCAAAGAUGACAUGCAGUAGCGGUUAUGGGAAUGGAUGACGAUGAUCUCGAAUCGAAAGAGAUGGGAGUAGAUACGAAAGGAAGAAAAGUACACAAAAUAAUUCUGAAGUAUCUAUUUUUCCUCCUUUCGCUGGUUUUUGCCGUGGCAUUAAUUGGCGUCGUUACCCAAUACGACUUUUCAUCGCACUCCACGGAGCAUGCACAAGAACUGUCCAAACACCGCACCAGGGAGGAGGGGAAGGUGGAGUUUCAUACCGUUAAUAACAUUGAGAAGUUCCCUCAUAAAGAGCAACGCCUUCCAAAGGAUCUCAAACCAGUUAAUUACAAACUGGAUUUGCGAGUGAAUUUGACAACGCUGAAGUAUAGGGGAAUAGUUAAGACGAGAAUUCUCUGCGAGAAAACAACUCGUUAUGUUAUCCUUCACUGUGGAGACCUAGAAGUUUUGAACGUUUCCGUUACAGAAGUGAACAAUCACGACAUUGCUAUCAACAGAAUCCUUGCUUUCAAGGAAUACCAACAGCUUUGUAUAGAGCUUAAGGGAGAUCUCUCUAAGGGAGAGUCGUAUUUCGUAACUCUUCAGUUUAAGAAUAAGAUUUCUGAUAAACUGGAAGGAUUUUACAAGAGUUGGUACCGCAGUGAAACAGGAGAGAAAAGGCUGUUAGCAGUAUCUCAUUUUGAGCCUGCGCACGCUAGGAAAGCAUUUCCCUGUUUUGACGAGCCCUCUUUUAAAGCGUCCUUUAAUAUAUCCAUAAUUCACGACCCUCAACUCUACGCCCUGUCGAACAUGCCCCGGGCCCGGCUUGUAACCAGAAAAGAUGGACUUGUAGAGGAACAGUUUCUGCCCAGCGUCAAUAUGAGUACAUAUUUAGUCGCGUUUGCAGUGGUUGACUUUAAAUAUAAAGAAAAGAUGACCAGCUCGGGAGUAUUGGUUAGGGUUCAUGCCCCACCUAAUGAUUUUGACCGUUUGGAGUAUGCACUGGAGACUGGUGUUAAAGUGCUGUCUUUUUAUGAAAAGUUGUUCGGAGAGCCCUUCCCUCUCCUCAAACUUGAUCUGUUAGCAGUUCCCGACUUCCUAAAUGGUGCAAUGGAGGAAUGGGGCCUGGUGAUGUUCCGACGUGCUCUGCUUGUGUAUGAUGAACAGUUUACUUCGACCGAUGCCAAAGUGAAAAUGAUUAAGGUUAUAGCGCACGAGCUAGCUCAUCAGUGGUUCGGCAACCUGGUGACGCCAAGAUGGUGGAACGACUUGUGGUUAAACGAGGGAUUUGCUGUCUUUGUCGAGGAUGAAUUUGGAGCUAAUUAUGUGAUGAAGGGCUGGGACAUGCGCGAGACAGUUGUAUCUACCAGCUGGCAGUCUGCCUUACACGGUGACUCUAUGUGGUCCUCUCAUGCAAUCAGCGUUGAAGUUCAGAAACCGGAAGAGAUUGAUGACAUAUUUGACGCCAUAUCCUAUCAGAAGGGUGCGAUGAUUCUCCGUAUGCUCAUGAACUUUCUCGGUGUGGAAAAGUUCUUGAACGGGGUCAAGCGCUACCUAGAGACCUACAAAUAUGGUAAUGCUGAUGCAGAGGAAUUGUGGGAUGCUAUUGGCGAGGCCAGCGGAAAUAUCAACGUGAAAAAAAUUAUGAAAGUGUGGACGGAUCAGAAAGGAUUCCCAAUCGUCAGCAUUCGAAAAAGAGGACAUGUGUUUCAUAUUGAACAAGAAGACGUCCUUGAAAGGCUGAUGAAAGACAAGAAUCAAGAACAAAACAGAAUCUUACUCAUUAACGACAGCGUCUACAAGUGGCUGGAUAAUGGCUAAUAUCAACGCCACGGGGUUCUUCAUGGUAAACUAUGACGAGGAAAACUGGAAAAAACUUGCAUUACAGCUCAGGAAAGAUCACAAGGUGUUUAGUCCAAACGACCGAGCUGGUUUGAUCCAUGAUGUUUUCACUCUUGCUUGUCAAGGUUUGCUAGACCCAGUCCUUGCUUUGAACCUCUCGACAUACCUGGUGCAAGAAAGGCACCCAGUCCCAUGGGCGUUGGUGAGAAGUAAAUCCAAGUGUCUCCUUGGAUUGCUCAGUAAAGCUCAUAAACUUCUGUACAAGAAUUACUUGUGGCACCUUCAGGAUCAUCUUAUCGACCUGGUUGGCAUGGAAGAUACAGGGACUGACCUGGAAAGAUUUUUCAGAUAUGAUGUGCUAUGCGAAGCAAUGAGGAGUGGUCAAAGAAAAGACGUUAGUGAGCGUUUUAUUCAAUUGUUUAGUCAACUGAAGAAAACUCCUCUUGGAAGUCUCCCAGGUGUAGGCCCGAACUUCCGGUACCUGGCUUUCUCAUUUGGAGUAAACAAGUCAAGCGAGGAGGACUGGGACUACCUCUGGUCCGUUUACCAACAGUCGCCUUUUGAUACUGACCGAAAGUUCUUGAUGAGUGUUAUAACGUCAUUCAAUACGAAAAACAUCAGAUUAAGGAAUCUCCUGUUUAGUUUGGAUGAAAACAGAGUUCGUCCGCAAGACAGCUUGUUCUGGAUAGAAAUGAUGGGCAAAGGGCUCGGUAAGACGGACGAUAGAUGGGAUUUUAUACUCAAACACUGGAAAACUCUUGCAAGAAGAUAUGCUGGAAGCUACAAGUUUGGUAACCUCAUUAAAGCGGUGGCUGGAAGUUUCCACACAAAAGAUCAGCUGAAAUUGGUCAAGAAAACCUUUCAAUCCUUAAAUCUCGGGGAAAUCGCUAUCAGAGCUCAAAGCCAGACCGUGGAGAAAAUACAACACAACAUUGCUGGUAACCCUGCGCAUCUUAAGAAAAACGAAGGAAGAAUAGUCAGAUGGCUGAAAGACUACAAACGAGCCUCAUGAAGGGACGUCAGUGGGACCCUUGUGGUUGGAAAGGUCCUUGAAGCGAAAGGGGUACACUUGUUGAGUUUGUCCGAGACUAUAGUGACAGCGACAGAUGUGUUAUAAGAAGACUCGCAGCUUCUGGCAUAUAUCACAUUUUCCCUUCUGGGGGAUUCCUAUUUGUGCUAAAAGAUUUCUUGGGCAAAGAAAGUUGUUUUCGAGAUCGGAAACAGACCUUCGUUGAUGAGUCUGAGGACGUUCAGGUACAAGCGAGGUUCAAAUCCAUGGUGGAGUGUUUGAUCCCAGACCAAAGUUGCCGGAGGGGAGGGGAGGGGAUAGAAAUAUUUUACCGGUAUUACCAUUGUUGUUGGUGGGAAUAUCCACCUAAUAUUCCCAAGCUAUCUAAAAAAAACUUUACCAAAAAGAAAGAUAAAACAUUUAUGGAUAUCGUUAAGCUACUGUUCUCCAUUCGUAAUUAAAAUUUAUUUGUCAAUAAUUCCACUACGUGCAACUCAAGUUUGCCACUACAUACAUAAUACCCAUCCAUACAGCAGGAAAAUCAGUCUUGGCUCUGUCAGCGGUACACCGCAGUAAAACAUUUAUCUGAGAGAAAUUUCCUCUGUAAAAUUGUUGACCUUUUGUUUGUUUCCUCACCAUGCUGAGCCAAUUAUUGUCCAUUCAUUCUUUUUAUCUUGCCUUGGUUCGUUUCGUCGUUUUUGCUUCGUCCGUUUGUCAAGAACUUGUUGCAUUUGCUCGUCCAUUCUGUCGUUUGUUUGAGCUAUACUUCGUUUGUUUGGGCUUUGGCUCGUUGCCUCAUUUUUGCCUCCUUCGUUUCGUUCUUUCUGUCGUUUAUUCUUUUGCCAGUUCGUUCACUCCAACCGUCUGUCGCUAUUCAAACGCCUGCAAGCUCUUUCUUUUAGUAUACUUUCAUGUUUUGGUUGGUCGGUGGUUGUCAAAUGCAAAAUAGCUGACCUGCGUGGGUAUAAUUUUCAGUCACAGCACGAAAGAUGUUCCAUUCCAAAAAGCUAACAAAACAACUUUUAUUAGCAUGAACAGUUAAAUAUAACUGGCUAUUGCCACAAUUAGCGCAGAGUUUAUUCUCUCGGCUGUCUUUUGCGGCAUAUAUCUUUUGAGGCAUAUAUAGUAUUUGAGACAUUUGCCACGAGUGUGAUACAAAGAGAAUGAUUUAUGAGUUAUUAUUCUUUAUGAAUCUUCUUUUCUUCCAAACACGCCUCUGGCAAAAGCUUGAAGUCAGUGUGGCAAGAAUGUAAGCAAAACAGUGACCUUACAAGAGUUUUGAUUCAGCCGACACUUAUGACUGGUUUUGUUUUGUGAAUGAUAAUUCUAAAGGUGUCAGUAUUUGCCGUAAUUUUACCCGACAAAAGCAAAUCAUAAUUUGAAAGAACUAGAGAAAACCGAUUUGAUACGCGCAAAUAAUUUGGUAAGUCUCUCAAGCCUCCUGACCCCUAGUGAUUUACAUGUAAAUUCCCCUUACAAUUUCACUUCAUUAUUCAAGAAACAGAAGCUAAGAAACGACAACCUUAACAGCCGGGGAGGGUAAUCUUGAUUUUGUACCAGACUCUCCAGAGAUUAAAAAGCUCUAACUCAGAUAUUUAUUACCAAAUUUGAAGUAGUUUGUCUGUAGUUAAUUGAGUUUAGUGCAUUCAGGAUUACCAACACUUUGAUGUUUUAUAAAC